Messenger RNA from Lactuca saligna, 651 nucleotides. The record is from the annotation of a GenBank genome assembly. Lineage: Eukaryota; Viridiplantae; Streptophyta; Magnoliopsida; Asterales; Asteraceae.
AUGAAUGACAUGAUACUAAAUCUUGAAGGGAGCAAAAGAGACAAAUUUUGUAUGUAUCCAAUAUUUUUACAAAUCAUCCUUAACGUAACUCACCCCGAGUUGCAGAGAGGAAAUGAUACUAUGGAUUUCAAAUCCAUUGGUCCAAGUGCCUUUGGACUAAUGAAGCAAAAGAGAGGCGGAAAGUUCGUAUUUGAAGGAAAAUUUCCAAUAAUAAAAUUUGGAAUUUUUAAAGAGGAUGUCAGAGAAGAAUCAGCAGAACAAUCCAUGCCGAUGGAAAAUGAAGAUAUUUCUCUCUCCCCCUCCAAGCCUGAACUGGAGGAGAUUCAUCACUCUCGCACAACUUAUGUAGCUGAUGAGCAUGAUAAUCAGAAAGCAAAUGAUUCAAAAUCUUCUCGAGAGGAUGAUGAUGAUGAUCUUUAUGAAGAUGUGGAAUUUUUGAAAGAAAUCGACUUUACAGGAAUCAAUGACGACAUUCCAACAAACAUAGAAUUUGAUUUUGGUGAUGAAGAUUUUGAUCAUUUUCUUGAUAUUCCCAGCAGUCAUGUAAAUAAAGUCGAUGAAGUUGCUUUUUUAGCAACUAAGACUAGAGAUGAAGGAAAUGUUCUCAAAAUUCUGCUCUCUACCUCAAAGCCCUUGGAUAUCACAAGCUAA